CGAGCGCGGCCGCCGCCAGUCGCCGGCGCGUCCGGGGGGCACAAAGGCCGCAGCAUGGUCCUGGUGCACGUCGGAUACCUGGUGCUGCCCGUCUUCGGCUCCGUGCGCAACAGAGGUGCUCCCUUUCAAAGGUCUCAGCAUCCCCAUGCUACCUCCUGCCGGCACUUCCACCUGGGUCCCCAGCCUCAGCUCUCGGCCGACUUCGCCCUGCCUCACGCGGUGCAGCCGCAGCCGGGGCUGGCUCCCCACAUGGCCCCCGCGCACCAGCACAGCGGCGCCCUGCACCAGCCCCUGCCGCCCGUGCCCGCCCUGCCCUUCCAGGACGUGGCCGGGCCCCCCUUCCUACCUCAGGCGCUUCACCAGCAAUACCUCCUCCAGCAGCAGCUCCUCGAGGCGCAGCACCGCCGGCUCAUGCCCCAUCCCAGGCGGGCCCAAGAGCGCAUGUCUGUCCAGCCUCACCGCCUACACCCCAGCUUCGACUUCAGCCACCAACUGCAGACUCCACAACCCAUGGGCCCCCAGCCCAGGUAUCUGGCAGAGGGCACGGACUGGGACCUCAGCGUGGACGCGGGGCUGACUCACGCCCAGUUCCAGGUCCGGCCGGUGCCCCAGCCCUAUCAGCAUUACCUGGCCACUCCUCGGGUGCACCACUUCCCCAGAAGCACAUCCUCAACCCAGGUGGUUGUUCAUGAAAUCAGAAAUUACCCUUACCCUCAGCUUCAGCUGCUUGCUCUUCAGGGACUGAACCCAAGCAGGCACACAUCCGCUGUGCGGGAGAGCUAUGAAGAGCUGCUGCAGCUGGAGGACAGGCUGGGCAGCGUGAGCCGGGGCGCCGUCCAGAACACCAUCGAGAGAUUCACCUUCCCCCACAAGUACAAGAAGAGAAGACCACAGGAAGGCAAAGCUGAGCAAGACGAUGGCGAGGAGUCAGAUACUGACGAGAAAUGCACAAUCUGUCUGUCCAUGCUUGAAGAUGGAGAGGACGUCAGGCGGUUGCCCUGCAUGCAUCUCUUUCACCAAGUGUGCGUGGACCAGUGGCUGGCCACCAGCAAGAAGUGCCCGAUCUGCAGGGUGGACAUUGAAACACAGCUCGGCUCGGACAGCUGAAAAGACUGGCUGGACACACCAUUUUCCUUACCAGGUCGUAUGGCCAUACACCCUUGCAGCGAAAUUUUUUGCCUUCUGAGCCAUUUGAUUGAGAGGGGAAGUCUGCAGGCACGGUAGUGAGGAGAAGGAGGAGGUGAUACAAUAUCUAGCAGUAGGAGAUGUUGCACAUAUACGCAGGAUACAGGCCCAGUGAAAGGGAGCUGGCAUUCCCGGAGCUCAGAGACCCUGUGCUGCAGAAGAUUUUAGUGUUGAAUAUGAAGGAACUAGUUGUGGUUAGUCCGGCCUGUCAAUCCUGCUUUUUAUGGGGAUUGUAUAUAUACCUCUCAAAUAUGUAGAAACAUGUUAGGGGUCCUUUAGCUAUUUCUAUGGAUGGCAGCUGGAGCAUGUUAGCUUAAGAAAUGUUGUGUUUGAUGCCCUACUCAUCUUGUGGUGGACAUGUUGCUGUUACCUAAUUUGCACCAAAUAUUUUUUCAUAGAUUCCUUAUUUUGGUGCCUGAUUAAUACAUUGCAGAAGGGGAAAUAAAGAGGUCAAAUAUCCCCAUCCUUGGGGUGGGGGAAAGGGGAGGAAAAGCAAAAUCCUGUUUACAGUCAGAAGGGUUUGUGCUCUUUGCCUCAGCCGCGUGUGCUUCUUUCCCUUGCAUUUACAGUGUGUUGCAAAUUUAGAGAAGCUUAAUAAAAAUAAAAAUUGGGGAUAAAAUGAACGAAGCAGUAGGGAAAAGCUUCGUUCCUGCUUGUCUGCUGGUGCUGGACACUUUCUGUAGCAGCACAGUAUUUGAGUAGAUGCUGUUUCUUUGCUUUCUGUAUUUAACAAAGUAGCUUGUCAUAUCAAAAUCCAAGGAAGUUCUGUCUACAUGA
This is a messenger RNA of Zonotrichia leucophrys gambelii, 1962 nucleotides long. It is a transcript of the gene ARK2C, whose product is annotated as arkadia (RNF111) C-terminal like ring finger ubiquitin ligase 2C. Gene Ontology annotation, cellular component: nucleus. Gene Ontology annotation, biological process: motor neuron axon guidance; positive regulation of BMP signaling pathway. NCBI's taxonomy places the organism in Eukaryota, Metazoa, Chordata, Aves, Passeriformes, Passerellidae. The record is from RefSeq and is a predicted model, not a curated record. Bases 55 to 1107 code for a protein of 350 amino acids. The transcript is spliced from 8 exons. Gene Ontology annotation, molecular function: zinc ion binding; ubiquitin protein ligase activity.